AGGAUGAAGUGAGCAGAGGAGGCAGUGGUAGAUGCAGCGGUGGAGGCAGUGGUGGAUGCAGUGGUGGAGGCACUGGUGGAUGCAGUGGUGGAGGCUGUGGUGGAGGCAGCGGUGGAGGCAGUGGUGGAUGCAGUGGUGGAUGUAGUGGUGGAUGCAGUGGUGGAGGCAGUGGUGGAGGCAGUGGUGGAGGCAGCGAUGGAGGCAGUGGUGGAGGCACUGGUGGAUGCAGUGGUGGAUGCAGUGGUGGAGGCACUGGUGGAGGCAGUGGUGGAGGCAGUGGUGGAGGCAGUGGUGGAUGCAGUGGUGGUACACUGCACUGCAACAAAUACGUACAAUUUGUUGUAACGCAGCUCGCAAUUGACUCAAGUAUAUCUGAAGAGGAGAGCUGGCUUACUCCUGCUCAAGGAACUACUGGCACCAAAACUAGAGCUAUCCUCAGAGACUCAGUUGAGCAACUCCAGGAGACAGAGCUUGCUGCUUCUAACUCAUUUGGAAAAGUCAUCAUCGUUGAGCCAUUUGAAUCAGUCUUCUGUAACCCCCGCUACUCAAGGCAGGAGAAUGAAAUCGAAGUUCUCGAGGAGCUGCCAGGCGGAAGAGGGUUCGAGAACAUUGAGUAUGGACCAGAAGAUAUGGAA
This is a messenger RNA of Hyalella azteca, 635 nucleotides long. RefSeq lists its product as uncharacterized. Lineage: Eukaryota; Metazoa; Arthropoda; Malacostraca; Amphipoda; Hyalellidae. The transcript has 3 exons. The annotation marks the transcript as partial. The record is from RefSeq and is a predicted model, not a curated record.